AUGUUCCCGCAUAUAAGUCAAAUUUCCAGAUCAAAAGAACAAAACUCCCUCGUCCAAGAAGCAGGUAUAGCGAUACACAACACCAACAAAGACACCGAGGAUAAUGUCACGUGCUUCGUAGAAGAAAAGCUUGGUUCAAAAUUUGUUGAAUCCAGAUCUCCACCUUUUCAUAAAUCCUUUGAAGAAACCAGUUCAAUCACGCCUAGAUUUUUCAUUCUCUCUCCUGGCGUUGAUCCGUUGAAGGACGUCGAAAAACUGGGAAUCUAAUUGGGUUUCACUUUUGGAGGGAGAAAUUUCCAUAAUGUGUCACUGGGUCAAGGUCAAGAACCCAUAGCGGAAGAAGCCAUAGAACUUUCCGCGAACGAAGGCCACUGGGUAAUUUUGCAAAAUGUCCAUUUAGUGAGGAAAUGGUUGCCUACAUUGGAAAAAAAGAUGGAACAGUGCUCGGAGAAUCUACAUGAUGAUUAUCGUUUGUUCAUUAGUGCGGAACCCAGUCCUGAUCCUCAUGAAUCAAUAAUACCUCAGGGUAUACUAGAAUCAGCCAUAAAGAUUACGAACGAACCACCAUCUGGAAUUCAAGCGAAUAUUCACAAAGCGUUGGAUAACUUUACCCAGGAAACUUUGGAGUCCUGCAGCAAGGAAACCGAAUUCAAAGCAAUAUUAUUUGCACUUUGUUAUUACCACGCUGUACUUGCAGAACGUAGAAAAUUUGGGGCGCAAGGAUGGAAUAGGUCCUACCCAUUCAACUUCGGUGAUCUAACAAUCAGCGUAUCUGUAUUAUUUAAUUACCUGGAAAAUAGUAUCAAAGUACCUUGGGAGGAUCUUCGUUACUUAUUUGGAAAAAUAAUGUAUGGAGGUCACAUAACAGAUGAUUGGGAUAGAAGACUAUGCAAGACAUAUUUAGUAGAAUAUUUGAAAACGGAAUUAGUCGAAGGUGAAUUAUACCUUGCACCAGAUUUUUUGGUACCACCAAAUAGUGAUUAUGAUGCAUAUCAUCAGUACGUCGAUAACUACUUACCUGCUGAAAGUCCUGUUCUGUAUGGACUUCAUCCCAAUGCAGAAAUUGGGUUUUUAACACAAACUGUGGAAAAUCUGUUUAAAACGUUAUUGGGUAUACUAACAAGAACUGCCAGCGAUACAACAAGCGGAGAUAUUUCAAAAGAAGACAAAAUAAAAGGACAAAUAGAAGACUUAUUGGACAAACUACCAGAAGAAUUCAAUAUGCUAGAACUUUACAGCAAGGUGGAAGAUCGUACACCAUUUGUCACAGUUGCUUUACAAGAAUGCGAACGCAUGAAUCUACUGUGUGAAGAACUUAGAAGGUCCCUGCAAGAAUUAGAGUUAGGCUUAAAAGGAGAAUUAACUAUUAAUGCUGAGAUGGAAGAUCUACAAAAUUAUAUAAUGAUGGAUGCUGUUCCGCCGUCUUGGACAAAAAGAGCUUGCCCUUCAGAAUUAGGAUUAAACAGUUGGUUCACGGAUAUGUUGUAUCGAAUAAAUGAAUUAUCUAAUUGGACUGCUGAUUUUAACUUACCAUCGUCGGUAUGGCUAGGUGGUUUUUUCAAUCCUCAAUCAUUUCUAACUGCAAUUAUGCAACAAACCGCACGCAAAAAUGAAUGGCCAUUGGACAAAAUGUGUUUAUAUUGCGAAGUACUGAGAAAAACCAAAGAAGAAAUCACAUCGGCACCAAGAGAAGGCGCGUAUAUAAACGGAUUGUACAUGGAAGGUGCACGAUGGGACGUUCAAACAGGAUGUAUCAUGGACUCUAGAUUUAAAGAAUUGUUUCCAUUAUUGCCAAUUAUGUAUAUUAGGGCGAUUACACAGGACAAACAAGAUUUAAAGAAUAUGUAUGAAUGUCCUGUGUAUAAAACACGAUCGCGAGGUCCUACUUACGUGUGGACGUUCAAUUUAAGAACUAAGGAGAGAGCUAGUAAGUGGAUUCUUGGUGGAGUGGCAAUUCUAUUACAAAUCUAAUUUUAUAAAUUAAAUUAUGGACUAAAUAUGCAAUUAAAAUAAAGAUUUUCGAAAUUGUCAAA
Bombus terrestris (buff-tailed bumblebee) is the source of this 2033-nucleotide messenger RNA. Its product is annotated as dynein beta chain, ciliary-like. Gene Ontology annotation, biological process: microtubule-based movement. The record is from RefSeq and is a predicted model, not a curated record. Gene Ontology annotation, molecular function: minus-end-directed microtubule motor activity; dynein intermediate chain binding; dynein light intermediate chain binding. Lineage: Eukaryota; Metazoa; Arthropoda; Insecta; Hymenoptera; Apidae. Gene Ontology annotation, cellular component: dynein complex. The transcript has 11 exons.